UGUGUGUGCGUGUGUGUGUUCUUACAUUCUUAUUGUAGAUGAUGAGUAUGUUACACUCUCUCUCUCUCUCUCUCUCUCUGAGCUGUAAUGCACUACAACAGCUGGCACCCUCUCAGCACAUCUUCACACUGAGUAGCCACUCUGCUGCUGCUGCUGCUGCUGUUGUUGCAGCAGCAUCAUCCUCUUAAACACCACAAACACAGCUAGCGACUCUUUGAAAGGCUUGUUUGGAUUUUGCAUGGAUGCUCCUUUUUCUCGCUACACCAGGGAGUAACGGAAGUCUGCAGGCUCUGGAGGAUGAGUACAGGUACGCAGGCCUACAUGCAUGAACGUGUGUGCGUCAGGCAGCGGUGAUGAGUGAACAGGCACUGGUCCAUGAGCUUUCAUCCCCAUGCCAGAGCCCGGGUCAGCAGACGGGUCAGCAGACGGGCCUGCACCGAGCGGCCAUGGUGGGGAACAGUGAUGUCACGGCCGCUCUGAUCCAAGGCGGCUGUGCUGUGGACCUGCAGGACAGAGACGGCAACACUGCGCUGCAUGAGGCGUCCUGGCACGGUUUCUCUCACUGUGUCAAACUGCUGGUCAAGUCAGGAGCUGAUGUACACAUCAGGAACAAGUCAGGAAACACAGCACUUCACCUGGCCUGUCAGAACGCACACGCUCCGGCCGCUCGCCUUCUGCUGCUCGGAGGAGCCACACCAGACACCAAGAACAAUAGGGGCGACACCUGUUUGCAUAUGGCUGCUCGCUACAACAACCAGAUCCUGGUAAAAAUCCUGCUGAGUUCCCUGUGCUCUGUGAAAGAGAGAAACCAGGCAGGGGACACCGCUCUCCACGUGGCUGCAACUCUGAACCAUAAGAAGACAGUUCAGCUCUUAUUGGAGGCGGGGACUGAUGGGAAAAUCAGAAACAAUGCAGGUAAAACAGCCCUGGAAAAGGCCAGAGAUAACAACCACAAAGAUAUGGCACAUCUCCUGGCCAGAGCUCCUCAGGUACAUCGCUUCAUGCGAGGAAGAACAAUCAGGAAACAAAGAGAAAGAGUGACAUCUGAGAGCAGGACCCAGUCCGACCCUAGAGUAGAAAUUCUACCAAACAAAGACAGCAGUUCUGUGGCGGAGGAAUCCCCCAGCAGUGAACAAACAGAGAGCAGAACAGCCUUUAAGGUGCGUCCUCAUCAUCAUCAUCAUCAUCAGCAGCAGCAGCAGCAGCAGCAGCAGCAGCAUUACCAAAGCCCAGCCGCCAUCAGCAGCCACUAUAUCCACCGGAAGAGGAGGAGAGGCAAGGAACCGGCUUCAAAUCACAAUGAUCUGAGAAAAGGCGAGAAUGAUACCCACGUUAAGAAGAAUCUGCUCUGGGAUGAUGGUGAAGAUUCUGCUCAGAAUGAGAAAUUCUAUCAGCUUUACACACUGUACCGUGACAAGGAUGGCAACAUUAAACAGGCCCCAGCCGAUGGAUGCCACUGUAAGCCCCUGCUCAAGAAGCUGGAGGGCCAACUGAAAGACACGCAGGAGGAGAUGAGGCUGCACAUCCUCAACGUCCAGGAGCAGGUCAACAGUAAACUGGGCAAAAUGGACCACAGGAACAGACACCAGAUUAAAGUGUUGGACAUGCUGAAUCAGGAAAGAGCAGCAGCAGAGAGGAAGACCAUGGUUUACGAGAUCGAGCAGAGAGCUGCCCAGGGAAGAGAGGAAGCCCUGAUGACACAGCAGGUGGCAGUGAGUCAUGAACUGAAGAGGUGGUGUCUGUCCCAGUUGAAGGACAUGGACGUCCACGUCCCAGCCAAAGGCCAGUAUUACAAACUCCUCCGAGCCCACCCCGAAAAGCAGAUGGGGACCAAGACAUACUUUGAAAUGAAAGUGGACAGGCCCCCAGAUGACUAUGAGAACACAGGCCUGUUUGCUGCCAACCACACCUCAGGCCCCCUGCUGGGCUCUGUCGACCCCCUCUGGCAGCCUGCGGGAGUGCAGGACAGUCCCACAGCAGCAGCGAUGCCUCUGUGUGGGGAGGGCCUCUCCACCAGCCCCAGCAGCAGCAGCCAGUCCACCAUCAGCGCCCAGGGACCCAGACUGAUCCAACAUCAGGAACGAGACAGGAGACACUUUGGAGAGCUGAUGAGUGCGCGCAGGCGUGAAGGGAUACACAGUGAGGGCGCCAGAACGCUGGAGUUCUUCAUCAACCGCCCCGCUGAGCCCACGUUCAGCCAGGAGAGGAACAAUCAGCACGCUGUGGAGGUGACUCAGCGUUUCUUCGAGACGGUGUCGACUCAGUUGGAACGUUGGUACGAGAGGAAGAUGGCCGAGUUGGAGCGGCAGACGGCGCUCAGAGCCCAACAGGACAGGAACGAGCUACUGCAGCAAAUAGGCACGCUGGAGGAGGAGCUUCAGAGGCUGAGGACCAAUGAGAAUGCAGAAAGCUGAAUCGCCCUGACAGUGACUAACGCUGGAGAGAGACUGACACAGAAAGGAUGAACUUAUUCACUUUGAUUUUACAUUUAAAAACUCAGCUGUGUGUGAUAUAUAUAUAUAUAUAUACACACACACACACACACACAAAG
Perca fluviatilis (European perch) is the source of this 2551-nucleotide messenger RNA. RefSeq names its product ankyrin repeat domain 6a (gene ankrd6a). The coding region runs from base 354 to 2414 and encodes 686 amino acids. Gene Ontology annotation, molecular function: protein binding. The record is from RefSeq and is a predicted model, not a curated record. The transcript has 16 exons. NCBI's taxonomy places the organism in Eukaryota, Metazoa, Chordata, Actinopteri, Perciformes, Percidae.